CUUCAACAGUCACCGGAUGUAAAUGAUUCUGGAUAAGGCAUCAAUCCACAUUUCGAAAAUGCGGCCAAGAGUUAGGUACACGUCAUGUUAGUAAGAUCCUUAAAGAAGAUAGAAAGACUAGAGCGGGUCCUGGCUCCAUGGUAUCUGUAAACUUUCGCAAUGACUUCUCGCUGUGUAAGGCCGGUGCCCCCGGAUUUCCCCCCUAUGACAGGUUGUGUAUAUCGUUCAGCAGACAUAACACCUUCUUACAGAACAACGAAUGAAUCUGAUGACGAUGCUGAGCCAGAGGAGGAAGGAGUAAAUGUCGAACCUGGAAUGCUGGUGGAAAGCAAGGAUCUUUAUCGCUCUGACCCGCGUGCUGAAUGGGCUGUGUGGGCACCCGAUGAUAUUGGAAUCGAUUCAAAGGAGACGAAAGCUUCAGCCAAGUUCGCACUGAUCGUAAAGCGCGAAAAAAUACAGGAAGAUGAUGGCUCGUCAGCACUCAAGGUCCACUCCGUUCAGGUACAAAGCCCUCUCAUCAAAGACUCGUUAGGCCCUGUUUUUGCGGGCUACCCAGGAAUCAAGACCAGUCUCAAGAGGCUCAGGUUUGCUGCACCGUUUCGAGAGUUCUUUUACAGAUGGACGGAAUUCGUACAAGCCUCAAGAGACUCACGACAAGAUGAAACAAAAGCCGCACACUUCAAACUUCUGUUUGACAUUAUCUCUACCGAAAUCCAGCCUCAAAUCGAAGAAGUCAAAGACCUGGUGGCAAAUGAAGUCAUCAAUUUCACUUACCUCUGGGCAAUAUUCGAACCUGAUAUGGAAGUAUACUCCCUUGUUGAUGGACAGCAUCGACUUUACCGCAUGAAAAGUGCGACUUACGUCGACACACCUAGCGGCAAAAAACUCUUCCAAUUGAGUUGUCAGUUUGUCGAUACAGAUGGCAUCGACUUCGGAUACAAUUCUACGACUCUCUCAAUUCGCGAGUUCGCCGAUGUCGUUUCUAUUGUGAAUCUGACUAUUGUUCCCGCACAUAUCAAACCAGGCAUCGACUCUAUCCGCACCCAACUCACGCAGCGGGGAAAGAGAUUCGAAAAUUUGAAGGGCUGCCAUUACAAGGCCUACUCUGGAGACCAAAUUCUAGCUAACCCUUCUCCGUACAUCUCACAGAAAGUGAAUCUCCGCAACGGUCGUAUCAUGAUCGACAAUGCUAUGUAUGAUCGGUACAACAAAGGAAAUGAGAAAUCUCUUCAACCACUGAACAGCCCGAACUCUGCAAGACCAAACGGGUCUUCGGGAAUUGGCUUUGACGUCUUUGAUGCAUUUGAUCUUAGCUAUCAAUACGCCCCACCUGUCUACAAUGCCAUGAGACAGAGUAUGCAGCGAGCCAAGCACCAAGAGGCUCAGAUGCAAUUUCAAGCUAAACAUGAUUCGGGAACCAGUCUUGCUGAAGAACACUAUGCGUUCUGCACAUCGAUGGUUCGCGGCUUCUGUUUGACAUCAAAGAAAUGGGUAUCAGUCUACGUUGACAAAGUUGCUGAAAUCUCAUGGAACGAGGAGGCAUUCGAGCGUCUGGUACUUCCUCAUGACAACAAACGCUUGAUCAAAGCAUUUGUCCAAACGCAACUGAAUUCGGAAGAUGCAUUUGACGAUGUCAUGAGUGGAAAAGGCCAGGGUAUCAUCAUGCUGCUCAGCGGCGAACCUGGAACAGGUAAAACCCUCACUGCCGAGUCAGUUGCUGAAGUGAUGCGCAGCCCCCUAUACUCAAUAGGUGCAGGUGAACUCGGCGAGACUGCUGAUGAAGUCGAGAACAAUCUGCGUCGAGUCCUCGAGGUAUCCACAAAAUGGGGCGCUGUGCUCCUCCUCGAUGAGUGCGAUGUCUUCCUCGAACGGCGCUCAGCCAAGUCCAUUCAGCGCAACAAAUUAGUCUCUGUCUUUCUGCGCCUGCUGGAGUACUACCAAGGCGUCAUGUUCUUGACGACGAACCGCAUGGAAGCACAUGAUCCAGCGUUCGAGUCUCGCAUUCAUCUCACGAUCCAGUUCCCGAAACUGAGUUUCGACUCGAGGCUGCAUAUCUGGAAGACAUUUGUGCGACCGAAACAGUCAGAGUCAAAGUACGCAAGCAACAUUGACGACGAAGAGUUGGAACACCUUGCGAAGUUGGAUUUGAAUGGUCGUCAGAUCAAGAAUGUGGUGAAGACGGCGAGACUCUUAGCUGCAAGUGAGAAAACAUCCUUGGAGAUGGAUCACAUUGACGCAGUGUUGAUGGUCAAAUAGUAGCUCAUGAACAGGCCUGCAGUACUAACGUGAUUGUCGAGCAUGGCCCCAUUUUUUGGUUGGCUGGAUACAUGUCAGCGAACACUGUACAUCAUAUCUUUCACAAUGCAACAGAGUACUACACGACCUUUUGUUUUUUGAUCCUUAGCGAGUCCGGGUAGUCACAACGUCCCAUCCU
Molecule: messenger RNA, 2434 nt
Organism: Boeremia exigua
Lineage: Eukaryota; Fungi; Ascomycota; Dothideomycetes; Pleosporales; Didymellaceae
Product: P-loop containing nucleoside triphosphate hydrolase protein
Exons: 6
Coding region: 160-2256 (698 amino acids)
Molecular function (GO): ATP binding; ATP hydrolysis activity
Source: RefSeq, a predicted model, not a curated record